ACAUCCUGUCAGCGGAGGUGUUUAUUAUUUGUGCAGCCGUCAGAGGCUCCUUCAGUACCCGAAAACAGCAGCCCCUCCGCGGACUGUUUCACCCUGAUGGUCCCGGUGCUUGGUCCGCAGGCUCCACUUCACUCAGCUCCGGUGUAAAUACUGCCUGACAGACCCGCUGCUUCUCCCCACUUCAACCGGAAUAACAAACUGGGGGGUCGCUGCUCCGGUUGGAUCUACAAGGAGAGCCGGGGCUAGCUGAGAGGCUAGCGGAGCGUUAGCCGAGCAGGCAGCGGGGCGAUAGCUCGGUCCGAACGGCGGGCAGAGGCAGCGCAGCAUGGCCGUUGGGAAGCACAGCCAGGCGGCGGAGGAGAAGACGACGACUCGGGGUCAGAGUGACGUGAACAGGAGGUUGAAGUACAUCAGUCUGGCCGUGCUCGUGGUCCAGAAUGCGUCGCUCAUCCUCAGCAUCCGAUACGUCCGCACGUUGCCGGGCGACCGCUUCUUCACCACGUCGGCUGUCGUCAUGGCAGAGAUCCUGAAGGUCCUGACGUGCCUGCUCAUCAUCCUGCUGCAGAAGAAAUUCAGCGUGAAGGAGACUGUGUCCUUCCUGGUCGACUCCAUCGUGUUUCAGUACAAAGACACUCUGAAACUGGCCGUUCCUUCUCUCAUCUACACGCUGCAGAACAACCUGCAGUACAUCGCCAUCUCCAACCUGCCGGCCGCCACCUUCCAGGUGACGUACCAGCUGAAGAUUCUCACCACGGCUCUGUUCAGCGUGUUGAUGUUGAGAAAGUCUCUGUCCAGAGUUCAGUGGGUUUCACUGCUGCUGCUGUUCGGAGGCGUGGCCAUCGUUCAGGUGCAGCAGGAGGGGAACAAGGAGGCGUCGGUGUCGGACAGCUCCAAUCAGAACUACACGGUGGGCCUGGUUGCCGUGGUGAUCAGCUGCAUGUCGUCGGGAUUCGCCGGCGUUUACUUCGAGAAGAUCCUGAAGGGGAGCUCGGCCUCCGUCUGGUUGCGGAACGUGCAGCUGGGCGUCUUCGGCACGGUGCUCGGCCUGCUGGGAAUGUGGUGGAACGACGGCGCCGCCAUCGCCGAGCGCGGCUUCCUGUUCGGCUACACCGGCAUGGUGUGGUGCGUCAUCUUCAACCAGGCGUUCGGCGGGCUGCUGGUCGCCGUGGUGGUGAAAUACGCCGACAACAUCCUGAAGGGCUUCGCCACCUCCUUCUCCAUCAUCGUCUCCACGGUGAUGUCCAUCUACCUGUUCGGUUUCCACGUGGACCUGAUGUUCACGGCGGGGGCGGGACUCGUCAUCGGCGCCGUCUACAUGUACAGCCUUCCCAAAGCGGCCAGCGGCUCUUCGUCCCCGAGCUCCUCCUCGUCUUCCUCGGCGGCGGCGGCGCCGGGCACGGACAGAGGCGCCGAGAUGGAGGCGUUUCUGCCAAAGUGUGACGGUAAAGAGAAAGGAUCGUGAGAGGACGAAUGACUCUGAAUGACGGAUGGAUGUUUGAAUUUCUGUUGUUCUCCUGCUUCAGUCAGCACCACAGCGCCCCUCCUGGUCCGACCACAGUACUGCAGUAUUACUGGAAAUACACAGUUAAUUCAUACAGUAUCAAACUUACAGCAGCGUGUUGCCGCCAUCACGGCAGAAUUACUUGAGAAUAUUUAGAAAUAGUGAUUAAAGAAAAGUUUUUUACUCUUUAAGGUACUUCAGCCUCAAGACAACAUCAGUAUGUCAGUAUUAUCACUGUGCUAAUGUUAGCGUUUAGCUCAGAGCACCACAGUGCCUACACGCAGCCUCACUGAGCUGCUGCUGCUUUAAACUCUCACCGUUACGAUUUCAGCACCUCAGACACAAGUUCAACCUUUUAAUUUAACAUUUAAUAAAGAUAGAAAACUGGUGGUCGUCUGCUGUGGAAGCACGUCUCUACCAGGAAAAGAAAAAAACAUAAAAUGCUAAAAAAAUAAUGGUAAAUUACAAUUGUGAGGGAAAAAAAAAUCAAAAGUAAGAUUUAUUCAUGGCCUGAAAUUUUAAUUAGUAUUUCAAUCAGUAUUUUUUAUUUUUAUGACUCCUUUUAUGUUUAACAGUGUGUGGAGUAUCUGACAUUUCAAAAUAAAAAAUUAUUAUUAUUUAUAGAUUGAUCGUCAACAUGUGAGAAAGGAAAUCAUUCAAGUUUUCUCUUUAACCUCCUGUCUCAUAAUUUAAAAUAAUGAGAUUUACUACUUUUUAAAUUUUAAAAAAUUAAAAAUGUAAUUUUUAACAGGAGAUUUUGUUUUUUCUGUUGUUUUUAACAUUUGGAGGAUAAGUGGAAGGUGAAUAUCUGUUGUUUCCAGAUAAAAUCAGUUAAAACUGUUUUUGUCGACAUUUUUCACUAAAUCAACAUAAUUUGAUGGUAAAUCAAAACACUAACAAUAAAACUGAAAACUAAUUAGUCACACUAGACUAAUUAUAUGAGAAGUUUUAGGACAAAAUUAUGACAAAAAUCAAUAUUUAAAGUUAAGAUAAAUGAUAAAAGAUAAUAUGUUUAAUAUAAAAGUGAAAACUGAGUUUUUGAGUAAAUAUUAUGAGAUACUGAGUCAAAAUUUUGACUUAACGAAGUCAAAUAAUGAGCUCGUAAAGACAGAUUAGAACUUUUUAGGAUAAAAUCAAUAUUUUAAGUUAGUAAAUCAAAAUGAGAUUAUAUGAUUAUGAUGAUUAAUGUGAAACCAAAGCUGACUUUUUAGGUAGAAUCUCAUGAUUUUAGAUAUUAUUUUGUUUGUUUUACAUGUGGAUGUUAAGUGAAUGUGGAAUAUCUGUUAUUUCAAAACUGUUAAUGUGAACAUUUCUUAUUAAAUCAACAUAAUUAGAUGAGAAAUCAAAAUAAAAGUUGCAAUGAAAUGGAAAACUAUAUCAUAGACUGACUAUAUUAGAACUUUUUAGGACAAAAUUAUGAUAAAAAAAUAUUUAAACUAAUUAACUCAAAAUUAUAAAAAGACUUGAAAAA
Molecule: messenger RNA, 2972 nt
Organism: Thunnus maccoyii (southern bluefin tuna)
Lineage: Eukaryota; Metazoa; Chordata; Actinopteri; Scombriformes; Scombridae
Gene: slc35a2
Product: solute carrier family 35 member 2
Exons: 6
Coding region: 326-1462 (378 amino acids)
Biological process (GO): pyrimidine nucleotide-sugar transmembrane transport
Cellular component (GO): Golgi membrane
Molecular function (GO): UDP-galactose transmembrane transporter activity
Source: RefSeq, a predicted model, not a curated record